UCAUCGUCGAGAUAUCGUUAGUGAAACUGCUGCUCGAAAAACCCGCAGUUGUCUUUUGAAGCCACUGAUGGUCGCAACCCCAGGCUAAAGGUACAGUUACUUUUAGUACGACGAUGGAAGCCUCAAGUGCAAAAGUUGUGGAUAAAAUGGGGAAAGUGAUGACGACCUCGCCUCAUCGAUGCCUGAGGACAGUGAAGCUCCCGAAAAAACCACUGGCGACGAAGCCGUCGGUUCAUACGACAGCAUGGAGUUAUGCGAGCUAGGCCUCGUGAGGGCCACUGCCCAAGUUGUCAGUAUCGACACGUGGAAGGAUCAGCUAGAUUUCGAACGCGCUUGUUCAGCGGCGGUGCCAGGGGAGAGGUGCUGGUUGAGCGGCGAAUUGACUUCGUGGAACCGAGUUCUGAACAGCCUCGAAUACGAGCUCGUCGAGACGCGGCCUGGCAGUGCUCGCCUACAGAAAGCCGACUGCGAUGAUUGCGACUCCGACAAGUCUGUGAAGGAUGUCGCCCGCGAGGCAGCGGUUCUGAUCUCAUGGCUUUUGGAGCACCACCUUUGCAUCGAAGAGUUAAGCCUGUAUUAUCCACGAGGUUACGGCCACAAGGCACCUCCAGUUCCUUUCCCAAUCCGCGUGCGCCCUUCAGUUGGUUCGAAUCCCGACCGCUAUUUCAGACAUGUGAAAAUCGAGAAGGCUCCGCACCGUUCCAGUAAUUUGUUCACCGAUAAUGAAGUAGGUGACUUGUUCGAACUUGAAGGCCUCGACACCGUCCGUGGCAUUGAGAAGCUCAAGGUUGUCUCCUCCAAAGUCACAUUCAAGUUUGCCGCUCAACUGGAGUCCCUGCUGCGACGCAACGCCAGCACCCUCAAAGCGGUGAAGAUCACAAAAGCGAGACUGCCAAGGAAUGUCGACUAUGCACUGCGAUGUCUCGUGAACUGCGAGUCGCUCACCCUAUGCCCAUAUUACGACUGGGGCCGUCGUGCCCCGAGCCUGGUCUCGGUGGCGCAACUCCUGCGCACAACGAGUGCACUGAAGAACCUCAGCAUUCUUAUCUGCCCGAUCAAAAGGAAGAAACAGCUGACCACAAUUGCUGAAGCCGUCAAGGUGAACACUUCGUUGACGAAGCUCUCUGUGUCCUCUAUGGAAAUCAACUUUUCACCUGAGCCAAUAUUUGUUGCACUUGAGGCAAACAAGACCCUGAAGGAACUGCAGCUUCAGGAGUGUAACAUCGGUGUGUUCUCUGGACUAGCACUGGCAAAAGCACUUUGGAAGAACACUAGCCUCCGCAGCUUGCGCAUUACUGAAAGUGCUAUUUCUGCCGACAGCAUGCAACUGCUGGCAGCCGUACUCCGGGUGAACUCCACACUGGAAGAGAUUGAGCUUUCUAGCAGGGAGUCUCUGCACUACAGUGGAAUCUCCGUCCUAUGUUCUUCCCUGGCCAAGAACAACACAUUGAAGAAACUAACCCUUGGCAAGUUUCGAGCCACCAGACAGGAACGGGAGGCUCUGGCGCAGACGCUGACAACAAAUGAUAGCUACGGCCGUGUUCAGAUGUCUUGGGCAAAGCCAGACAUUAACGGCCUUUGGAACGCCCUGAUCUCUGCUACAGCAUGCCCCGAAGAAGUGCGCCUUCGUGAGAUUCCCAGUCUACCAAAGGAAGCCCUCGAGCUGCUCUUCAAUGCAAUUGCCUCGAGCGAGCGCGUUCGCGCUUUCCGGGCUUUGUGGGAAGGGAACGUUCAGGCAAAGGGUGCAGCUUUCUGUGAAAUGCUCAAGUCUAAUCGAUCCAUCAGAAUUCUGGACAUCUUCAUAGGAACUGGCAAUGCCAAUCUCGUCCACGACGUUUUUCAUGCCCUCGCGGAAAACGAAGGGAUAACCAAGGUGAUGAUCGGCCUUGACGCCCUCGAAAGCGAUGAGGCGGCCACAGACAUCUCUUACUUCCUGGCUCGCAACAAGACGGCCACUUCAUUUUACUUGACAACAGUGCGCCACUCUCUUUAUGAGGAAUUUGUGGAGGAGUUCUCAAAGGGAAUGUGGCAGAACAGGUUGAUUGUAGACUUCAAGUUGAAUAAGAACUUGAUUUGCGACGAAGGGAGCUUCACUGUUUUUGAAGCGGUGCGAAGAAACAAAGCCGCUCUGAACCGUGCAGUGGAUUUCAUUCUCCGGCACAAGGCAGACAGGGAGUGUGCAGAAGCCUUCGAGCUAUUUUCGAAGACGCCUCUUCUUGUUUCCCAAGCUGUAAAGGUUACCGAGAAAACAGAAGGCGAGGUAUUGGCAGAUGUGGUCUCCGCUGCCAACUUCUUGACUGACAACUAUCUCACCAUCACGGGGAUCGUUAAGAACUCCGUUGAAUGCCAUUCCGCUGAGGGCACUCAAAUAGCCGCUCUGAACAAGGACUGUUGGCGUGCAAUAUGUCGCCAUCUCAAAGUCGCAGAUGUAUUGGUGCCGCAGUAGAGAUUGCACGAAAUCCUGCUUUCAUCAAAUCAUGCCGAAUGAGUUGUUCCCGCAUACUGAAAAGCAUCAUAAGAGCCUUUAUAAACUUUUUAUAAGAAGCAUCAGAUUUGCAACUGCAAUCUCCGAAAUUUGUUGAGGCGUCACUGACUGUUAGUAUUCACAGCACCAUGAACAAGCCAUUCAUGUGCUACAUUUUGUGCCUGCCAUUAUUAUUCUUGCCGUCAUUUGCAGGCUUCUUACAUUCUCACUUGCCAUGUGCUCCUUGUUUAUUAGACAAUGAAAUAUCUGCUUAUGAUUACAUUAGUUACCAUUUUGUGAACUGUUAAUUUGUUUUGUAUUUGAUACCGCCACACUACGUGCUGGCUGUGUUAUGAGAGUCUGGUGCUGUCGUGUUUAUGGUAGCUGAAUCAUCUUUUACUAAUGUUGUUUUGGCUGUUUAACUCAUUUUGUAUAACCAUUCCAGCUACCUCUUUACGCAAAACACAUUAAUGGCGCUAUAAUAAUAAUUGUUUUAUUUAAUAAUUCUCUUCCUGUAUCUUGUCUAUCGUCAAACAGAUCUGGCUUGAUGUAAACGAACAUUUUGUUUAGCCUUUGCCUGCUUUGUGCAACCUUCAUUUUUUUUCUUUUUAAUUUCCAAUGGGCUUUAUAGUUACCGACAUGAUUUCGGUUGAAUUUCAUAUUCUGUCAGUUUUGCAUAGGUAAGGUUCGCUGUGUUCACACUAUCCGACACUGAGGCUUCUUUUAUAUAGGUGCAACGCGAUUACACCUUUUUUAGCUGUUGAAAUGGUUUUAGCUGUUGAAAGAGGAGCACUGUCCUUGGUACCGCAUUUUAGCACUGCCAUACUUUUAACUAAUUUACCAUUCUCAGCAAUAUCUGUAAUUGUCGCAGCUGCUCUUAGGCACUUUCUGCCUGCCAAUACUUCAGUCUUGCUGUGCAAUAGUUGGAUUCAUAUUUUUAUGAAUCAUGGUAGAAGCAUCAGUUAUGAUUAUGUUUACGACUGUAACUGUUAGUCAAUGUACUGGCUGGUUCUCAGCUAUCUAUGCAGUGCAUUUUUUAGCUGCACCUACUUUCAUUCCUGGCGGAGAUUUCUGUAUAUUUUAUUUUAUUUUGGGUAGUAUCCCAAAACUUGUGUGAUUUUGUUUUUUUUCUCCGUAAGUGGUUCUUAUGCUAUGUAGCGUUACGGACAUUUUAUUGUUUUCUAAGUCAUCAUAGCUGUGGUGCUCACUGUGUUCAGUAUUGUGAAAAAAGUGUUAUUAAUAAAGCUUGC
Messenger RNA from Rhipicephalus sanguineus (brown dog tick), 3714 nucleotides. RefSeq lists its product as uncharacterized. The coding region runs from base 179 to 2446 and encodes 755 amino acids. Lineage: Eukaryota; Metazoa; Arthropoda; Arachnida; Ixodida; Ixodidae. The transcript is spliced from 2 exons. The record is from RefSeq and is a predicted model, not a curated record.